CUCUUGUGACGUCGCUCUUGGGUAGUGAGGCAAGAUGGCUACAUCGGCUUGGCUGCGUGGUCCAUCUGCUAUGCGACUAACGGAGGGCUUGGUGUCGGUUCUGAAAGAGCAGCGUCCCGAGUAUUUACCCGCCCUGUUGGCCAACUACAGAGAACAUGGCGUGUUUCAGACGCAGGGCGCGGGUGCCGUCGGGGGUCUCGUCGGUUUUGGUAAUGCCAAAUUGGGCUCGAGCAAGACCAGGUUUGAGGGGCUUUGCCUGCUCUCCAUGCUGGUUAAGGACAGCUCCAGUGAGCUCUUCCAGCAGCACUGUGUUACCUGGCUGCGCUCCCUGCAGCAGGUCAUACAGUCUCAGGCUCCCGUGCAGACCAUCCAGCUGGCGGUGAACAUUUUGAAGGACCUGCUGCAGUACUCGUCCCAGCUGGCUGAGCUGGCCAGAGACGUUGGCCUCAACUCCAUCCUGGGCAUCCUGACGUCUCUGCUGGGCCUCAAGGCCGAGUGUGAGCUGGCAGCCAUGGAGGGGAUGACAGCCUGCAUGACCUUCUACCCCAGAGCCUGCGGAUCCCUCAGGGACAAACUGCGAGCUUAUUUCCAUUCCAAAAUGGACAGCACCAACAAGAAAACACAAGAGAUGGCCUGCAUGUGUUAUGGUCGCCUGCCCUCUCUGGGGGGUCUGUUGGACAGAGGUGUGGGUGCCGGGAAAGCUGAGGGCUGGACCAAUCAGAUUCACUGCCUGCUGGCCUCGGCUAAUGGGAUGCUGGCUCAGAUAUACCAAGGCUCUGAAACAGAUGGUGCGGUGCAGUAUGAAGGCCCGGGCGUGGAGCUGGCCUUCCCUCACCUUGACCACUCGGAUCCUCUGCUGCUGAUGCAGCUUCAGCACCGAUACACCGCUGUCUGCUUAGCGCUCAAAUACACACUCGGGGUGGAUCCAGCAUCCCCUGUCCGUUUGCCUGUCCGGCCAAUACUCAACCUCGUUUGCAGGGUCCUCGCCGUCAGCUCCAAGAGCAUAAAUUUAACAGGAGAUGGAAGCGUGAGGUUGCUGGUCUUGCCCGCCAUAUACACCAACACACUGGAGGUUUUAUCAGCUCUUAUCACAGCUGUGCGUGGCAGCAUGGUCCAGUACGCUGCUGUUCUACAGAGGCUGUUCUCUCAAACCCUGUCUGCCUGGACUCCUCCUCCUGAAGCUAGUUUGGGACAACAGAGAGCCUAUAGCUCGGUGCGCGUAUCAGUGUACAGAACCUUAGAGCUGUGGGUCCAGGCAGCCGGAGCCUCUGCAAGUGUCCUUCAAGGAAGCCCCGGCCAUUCAGAACUCCUCUUCACUCACCUACUCAGUGACAUCACACCGGGCGCAGAGUCGGUCAAGCUCCGGGCGGGACUGUCGGCAGACGCGGUUCCGGGAGGGAAGCCCGGACCACGAAGAACAAAAUCUUUGGUCAUAGCAGACUCUGUCGGACCAUCGCUCCAGAGAAAAGGAGACCUUCUGGCUAAUCAGGAUACUUGUCUUUCGGCCCUCAGUGCACUGAGGCAAAUCAUUCUGACCAGUGGUACACUGCUGAAAGAUGAUAUACACAAGCGUCUCCACGACGUUGUGCUUCCGCUGUGUGUGCGUCUGCAACAGCAGCAGUCCAGCAGCAGCACCUCAUGUGAAUCUGCAGGGUGCGUCAGUGGGCAGUACAGCAGCGCCCUCCCCCGACGUGAGCUGUACAGGUUAUUACUGGCUCUGGUCCUGGUCCCAUCGCCCUGUUGGCCUCCUCCUCUGACGUGUGCCGUGUCCAUUCUCAGCACCGGACGCAAUGAUCACAACCUCAAGGUCUCCACAUUCUGCAAUGAGGCUCUCACAGUCUGCAACUCCCUCCUCCACCCCCGCACUCACUCCAUUGCCCUCCCCUUGCCAGCCCUCACUCUGAAACCCACCCCAAGUGCUCCAGUUCUCCCUUCCUCCCAGGGGUCUACCAGUGGACUCACUCUGCCGACGCUUCUCGGGGGCCCGGUCCCCGGUCCUCCCUUUCCCACCCGACAUUCCCUUGGUCUGGGACCUGCUUCCCUCCUGGGUUCUUUGGAGAACCACCUCUCCCUGGUGCCGGGUCUGCCAGGCCAGGCGCCCACUCCAGGAGACAUGCUCCUGUCCCAUCAGCCGGACCCUGCCGGGCUGGGCCUCCCAGAGGGGCAGAGACCGGUGUUCGUCCGCUACGACAGGGAAGAAGCGGAGGAUGUGGAGAUCUCUCUGGCUAGUGACUCGGAUGACAGCGUGGUCAUCGUUCCCCCGGGGAUGCUCAACAUGGAGAACCAGCAGGAGGAGAUGGCGGCAGCAGGAGCAAACUCUCACAACAUGACCUCUGCUGCACCAGGAGGCGCUACAGUCACACUAGCGGAAGGAGACUCUGUUGCCAUGGUCCCCACCACAGCAACCACAACCACAAUUGACAGGGUCUCUCUCCCCAACGACCAUGCCACUUCCUCCCCUCUACUCACCAGCUCCACGCCGAUCAACUCCUUCCCUCCUCCCAGCUCCUCCGUUGUUUCCCUGGUUUCCCCUUUGAACUCCAGCUCACUCACAGUUCCGCCGGGCGGUCUGGGGGACUCUUUGCCUGGGAGACCCCAGCUCCAGCAGAUGCUGAUGCAGCCCUCGGCGCCGGGCCAGCCGGGUCCCAUGGGUCUGCCGCUUCAGAUGCACCAGCUGCAGAAUCAGUUGGGGCGGCACCAGCACCAGCCGCUGCCCGCCAGCAACGAAGACUCUGCUGUCAUCAACAUUAACAGCACUGACGACGAAGAGGAAGACGAGGAGGACAUGGAGGAGGAUGAAGAUCUGGAUGAUGAGGAGGAAGGGAUGGAGGAGGAGGAGGAGGAGGAAGAAGAAGAAGAGGAGGACGUAAGCGACUUCCCUGAAGACGAGAUAUACGACGGGGAGUACGAUAAUUAUGAAGAAGAGGAGGGAGAAGAGUUGGAGGAGGAGGAGGAGGAUGAUGAGGAUGGGGAUGGGGAUAUACCUCCACUGGAGGCUGCCGAGGACAAUGAUGGAGAGGUGGGUAUGGAGGGAGGAAAGGUGCUCAGAGCAGCGGGGGAUGAAGAGGGGUUGGCUGGUUUCAGUGUGCAGGGAGAAGCAGAAGGGGGGAUCGAGGAGAUCAAGACCAACAGAGCGCUGUUCGCAGAAGACAGGAUGAAGGUGCCAAAGGUGGAGAGCAUCGGAGUCCUGGAGGAGGCGCGCGAGGUGGGGGAGGAAGAUGAGAGCGAACGGAUGGACGACCCCACCAUGCCCCAAAUCCUGUGUGUCACCGGAGGGUCACUGGAAGAGAGGGAGGACACCGAGGAGGAAGGAGGGAUUGCUGCAUCAGAAGGAGGGCAGCAGGAGCAGGCGAGGUUGUGGGAACGGGGAGCCAAGGAGAUUGAGCUGACAGCAACUCCAGCAGAUUGCGCAACUGAUCAGAAUCAACAGGAGCUAGUUGCGCAGGCGGCACGGGAGGCCAGUGUGAGCGAUAAGCAGCCGCCCGUUCAUCAGGAGGAGCCGCUGGCCGCUGUCCAACAGGAAGACUCUGCAGCAGAGGCUCCCUCGACCUCUUCGGGGCAGAGUCCAAAAGAGCCAGAGAAGGCGUCUGAGGCUGAGAAGACAGACGGAGUCAAAGCAGAGCUGCAGGAGACAGAGGGAGAAGGAGGGAGUGAUGGAGAGGAGGGGAAAGGCCUGAAGAGGAAGAGAGAGGAGGAAGGGGCGGCCCGGGGCACUGAGAAGAAAAAGAUGGAUGAUGAAGCAAUGGAGUCCAUGUUGGCAGAUUUUGUCGCCUGUCCCCCUGACGACGAGGAUGGCACCUCCUGAUCCAAUCGUUCAUAGAAAGUCACCAACUGGGAUCGUUGCAAAGUUACCAUGGAUACAGAAGAUUAUCAAUCUCUAGGGACAUUUCCAGGGCACUGCGUGCUUACAUCACUGGUGCAUCACCCAGUAUUUAUCGACAAGAAGUUCAACACGGCUGUCCUUGCAUAUGUACGUGGUUUAUACCUACCUUGUAUGCCCUUUGUUUUGUCACCACUGUCUUUUCGCUUUGUUAUAAAAAGUUAAAAAAAUGAAAGGAGGCCUACAAUUUCCCCACUUCAUAUUUACUCACACACAUAAUUGUGUUUUUUAACUUUUGCUUUCCUUGGGUUUGUUGAUUCACUUUACAUUUACAUUACAUUGUAACUAGGAUGCAGGAAAUGGACUUUUUGGGAAAUUAGAAAACUGAUCUUAUUUGUGUGUUUUGAACAGCACAAAAUAAACUGGACUCUCAUCCAUAUUGUUUUUGUGAAGAAAUAUCAGACAGAUGUGUGAUAACCUGGACAAAUAAAACAACAGUCUAACAAGA
Messenger RNA from Pungitius pungitius (ninespine stickleback), 4328 nucleotides. RefSeq names its product proline, glutamate and leucine rich protein 1 (gene pelp1). The transcript is spliced from 19 exons. NCBI's taxonomy places the organism in Eukaryota, Metazoa, Chordata, Actinopteri, Perciformes, Gasterosteidae. Gene Ontology annotation, biological process: rRNA processing. Gene Ontology annotation, cellular component: nucleus. Bases 35 to 3805 code for a protein of 1256 amino acids. The record is from RefSeq and is a predicted model, not a curated record.